This is a messenger RNA of Aethina tumida (small hive beetle), 1388 nucleotides long. Its product is annotated as ADP-ribosylhydrolase ARH3. The transcript is spliced from 4 exons. Gene Ontology annotation, cellular component: mitochondrion; nucleus. Lineage: Eukaryota; Metazoa; Arthropoda; Insecta; Coleoptera; Nitidulidae. Bases 127 to 1230 code for a protein of 367 amino acids. The record is from RefSeq and is a predicted model, not a curated record.
GUUAGAGACUAGUGUCUAAAUAGAUUCGUGCAUGUUGCCAAAUAUUUAGUUCGGGGUAAACGGGUGGGAAAUAUUUUAUACUAAAAUUUUAGGUUAUUCGGUAAAUUGUAGUAAAAUUAAAUUUUAAUGUCUUUUGUAAGGCAAUUCGUGAUGACGAUCGAUAAAUCGAUUAUGAAAAGCAAAUUCAGGGGAGCCAUGCUCGGUUCCCUCAUGGGAGAUUGCCUUGGUGCACCAUUUGAGUUCGAUAAUGUUACUUUGGGAGAUAGACUUGUUAUACAAAAGUACUUUGACAAGCUUGAAGAUCCCACUUUGAAAGUUCCAUACAAAAAGUACACAGAUGAUACUGCAAUGUUGAAAUCAGUAGCACAAUUUUUAACUGACAAACCUGAACCAGACUACAAAUUCCUUGCUAAAUUAUUUGUGAGAGAGUUCUUCAAGGAGCCCAACCGGGGGUAUGGUCAAGGUGUUGUAGAAGUAUUUUCAAAAUUAAAAGAUACUAAAUGUGAAGAUCCAUUUAAACCAGCCAAAGAACAAUUUGAUGGUAGUGGUUCUUAUGGUAAUGGGGGUGCUAUGAGAAUUGCACCUAUUCCACUUUUUUUUUAUGAUGACUAUGAUGCCAUGUUGGAUGUUGCAACUAAAGCUACACAAAUUACACACACAAAUCCACUUGGUGUUAAUGGUGCUUUACUUCAAAGCAUUGCCAUUCAUAAAGCUUUAAUGUGUGAUCCUAAAAAGCCCAUAAAUUCUAAAGAUUUUUGUAAUGACCUGUUUCAUAAAAUUAAACAAAUUGAAUCUGAUCAAGCUGAUGAGUUAGAUAUAGAAUAUGGAAGCACAUAUCAAUUAAAAAUGAAGAUUGUUGAAAAUUUUUUAAAUAAAAAGUAUGAUGAAGAAUUAGAUGAUGAGGUUUUAAUGUGUUUGGGGAAUUCUGUCACAGCACAUGAAUCAGUUCCAACAGCAAUAUAUUGUUUUUUAAGAGCUCUAGAGGAUAUACCACCGAUAAAGACUGAUAACAUAUUUAGAAGGACAAUACAAUAUGCAAUUACAUUAGGUGGAGAUACUGACACAAUAGCCUGCAUGGCUGGAUCUAUUGCAGGAGCAUAUUUAGGUGAAGAAACAAUAAAUAAAACGCUAUUAAAACACUGUGAAGGGUAUGAAGUUAUUCUCGAGAUGGCGGAUAAUCUGUUUGAAUGUAGACAAGCUGUUGAAAGCACCAGUAGUGAGAGCAGUUGACUUCAUCAAAUACUUUAGAAAUUAACGAUUUUUUGUUGUUUUAAAAUUAUUUUUGUAUGCGUACAUUUUAGUGAAGUUAAAAUAAUACACUAAAUUAAAGAACAUUUGUAUUUUGAUUAAUCCACUUUUUUCUUGAAAAAUAAAACACUUGUUUGAUU